ACAGGAAUAGCCUGACAAACAGUUUAAUUGUUACUUAAUUCGAGUGUCAUCAUGGCGCAACGACACAAGGAAAUGAUGCGCCUUUCGCGACAAAUCAAAUCGAAAUUUCCGCAUCGCGCCUUUCGCGAUGUCACCUUCGAUCGGGAGCUGAUACGCAAGAGCAUCACUCCACUGAGCUACGAGGAGGCGCGACGCGUUAAGGGCCCGGUCUUUGAGGCACUCGAGGAGGAGCUGCGCUGCGCCGGAUGUCACAUGUUGCCGGAAUUCCUGCGCUGUCUGGCCGGCAAGGAGCAGAGCCUCUACGACAGCCUCAACAUUCGGGAGCGAAUCACCGACGAUCGCCCGCUGCUGUACGCCGUGAUUGAAAAUCUGAAGCAGGCCGAGCUGGCAGUGCGCCGGCACAAGCUGAAGGGCUUGAAGGACUGCUUUUCGCUGUUCUACCAGACGAUGGUGCUGCUGGAGCCACAUCGAGAGAAGUACAGCUACGCCCUGACCUCUGUGCUGGAGCACAUUGUGGGGCUGUGCCGCAACAUCGAAGGCCAGGAGCGGGAUGCCGCCGAAAUGGUUGCCCGCAUCUACUACACCUACGCCAUGUACCUGGUGCGCCUGGGACAGCGCUCCUAUGCCAUCAGCUACUUCCAGAUUGCCAUGAGCUUGGUGCGUGGCCACGUGUGGACCGCCCAGCCUGACAUGCGCGCCGGCAGCCAGACGCUGCACGAGCUGGUGGCGCAGGAUCUCGCCCGCCAGCUGCUCAUUCACGGCAAGCAGAUUGUGCGCCAGCAGCCGCAGGAGGCGAUUGACAUAGCACGCAGGGCCACAGUUCUCAUUGCGGAAAUUGGCAGGGAGAAGAAUUUGGACAUCUUCUGUGACACCUUCCUGGAGCGUGCCUACUUUCUGAUGGAGAGCGGCAACUACAACGCCGCACAGCAGUGCCUGGAGCAGAUCAGACCCCAAAUCAUAGCCUGCACAGACUACAAGUUCGUCAAGCUGAACAUCAAGUAUUAUCUCUUCCACGGACAGUGCGCCGAGAUCCUUGCGAACCCCGAUAAAGCCAUUUCCAGCUACAAGAAAGCUCUACGUCUCUCGCGCUUGUACUCCCACAAGGACACGGAGGCCGAGAUUCUGCUACAUCUGGGCAAAAUAUUCGCCAAGGAUACACAAAAGACGAGCAUUGCCAAGUGCUACGAGCAGGCCAAGCGCAUCUACGUGGACUUCAACGACGAUCACAGCCUGAAGACGACAAACUAUUUGCUGGCCAAGCUGAUGGCCGAUGAGAUCACGCCCCUGUAUAUGGCCAUGCUGAAGUCCUCCACGACGCGAUACUGCGCCUUCUUCAAUCUGCGCCAGUGGAAGAACCGCUGCCGCCCCUUCUGGAAGAAGCUCGGCGAUGAGGUCAUCAAGCAGGAGACCGACGACAUUUACUGCCUGCUCGAUGAGGAAAGGGAGGACCCGGCCAGCGAAGGCUGCUACACGGACAUGGAUCGCCAGGUCUUCAAGCUGGAGGAGGGCGAUUUGUGAGACUUCUGCGACUUCCCUGACAUGACAUGAAAAUUCUAUUUGUUAUUGUUUAUUUGCUAAUUGCAAAGAUUAAAGUGUUUUGGCAAUCAUU
Drosophila subobscura is the source of this 1609-nucleotide messenger RNA. RefSeq lists its product as uncharacterized. The coding region runs from base 52 to 1518 and encodes 488 amino acids. Gene Ontology annotation, molecular function: protein binding. The record is from RefSeq and is a predicted model, not a curated record. NCBI's taxonomy places the organism in Eukaryota, Metazoa, Arthropoda, Insecta, Diptera, Drosophilidae. The transcript is spliced from 3 exons.